Messenger RNA from Gastrolobium bilobum, 1854 nucleotides. Its product is annotated as proline--tRNA ligase, cytoplasmic. Gene Ontology annotation, cellular component: aminoacyl-tRNA synthetase multienzyme complex; cytoplasm. Gene Ontology annotation, biological process: prolyl-tRNA aminoacylation. The transcript is spliced from 13 exons. The record is from RefSeq and is a predicted model, not a curated record. Gene Ontology annotation, molecular function: ATP binding; proline-tRNA ligase activity. Lineage: Eukaryota; Viridiplantae; Streptophyta; Magnoliopsida; Fabales; Fabaceae. Bases 160 to 1692 code for a protein of 510 amino acids.
AGAGUAAAGCAAAGAGCAGAAUAAGAAAUAAAAUCGGAGAAGGACGCAAUUUACCUGAAAGCGAAAACCCUAGAGUCCCCUCGUGACGCUACAAUCGCUCUCACGCGUUUCAUUCACCUUCGGCAUCUUUGCAACCGGAUCAGGUGCUCGUCGUUCAGAAUGGCGGGGAGUGAAGCGAAAAAUUCUGGCUCAAAGCAAUCUGGUGCAAAGAAGAAGGAGGUGAAGAAAGAGACUGGCUUAGGACUUACGAAUCGGAAGGCUGAAAACUUCGGAGAGUGGUAUUCUGAGGUAGUUGUUAAUGCGGAAAUGAUUGAAUAUUAUGAUAUUUCUGGCUGUUAUAUUCUGAGGCCUUUGUCAAUGGCAAUAUGGGAGAUUAUGCAAGCAUUUUUCGAUCCAGAAAUAAAGAAAAUGAAAAUCAAGAACUGCUACUUCCCUUUGUUUGUGUCUCCUGGAGUUUUGCAAAAGGAGAAGGAUCACGUUGAGGGGUUCGCUCCAGAGGUUGCUUGGGUGACUAAGUCUGGGGAUUCUGAAUUGGAAAUUCCUAUUGCUAUUCGUCCAACUAGUGAAACUGUCAUGUAUCCAUACUACUCUAAGUGGAUAAGGGGACAUCGUGACUUGCCUUUGAAACUAAAUCAGUGGUGCAAUGUUGUUAGAUGGGAGUUCAGCAAUCCUACACCAUUCAUCAGGAGUCGUGAAUUUCUUUGGCAGGAAGGGCAUACUGCUUUUGCAACAAAAGAGGAGGCAGAUGCAGAGGUUCUUGAAAUAUUAGAACUAUAUAGGCGUGUUUAUGAAGAGUAUUUGGCAGUUCCUGUCAUAAAGGGUAAGAAAAGUGAGCUUGAGAAGUUUGCUGGUGGACUUUACACUACCAGUGUUGAGGCAUUUAUUCCAAACACUGGUCGUGGCAUACAAGGUGCAACUUCUCAUUGUCUGGGCCAAAAUUUUGCUAAUAUGUUUGAUAUAAACUUUGAAAAUGAGAAGGGAGAGAAAGCAAUGGUCUGGCAGAACUCGUGGGCCUAUAGUACUCGAACUAUUGGGGUGAUGGUGAUGGUUCAUGGUGAUGACAAGGGAUUGGUGCUGCCUCCUAAAGUAGCAUCAGUACAAGUCAUUGUGAUUCCUGUGCCUUACAAAGAUGCUAAUACUCAAGGAAUCUUCGAUGCCUGUUCUGCAACUGUGAAUACAUUGUCUGAAGCAGGUAUUCGUGCUGAAUCAGAUUUUAGAGAUAAUUAUUCUCCUGGAUGGAAGUAUUCAAACUGGGAGAUGAGAGGUGUUCCUCUAAGAAUUGAAAUUGGGCCCAAGGAUUUAGCAAAUAAGCAGGUCCGUGCUGUUCGACGUGAUAAUGCAGCAAAGAUAGACAUUGCUAGUGCUGAUUUGGUUGAGGAAAUAAAAAAGUUGCUUGAUAAUAUUCAACAGAAUCUGUUUGAUGUUGCCAAACAAAAACGAGAUGAAUGCAUACAGGUCAUACAUAGUUGGGAUGAAUUUGUGGAAGCUUUGAACCAAAGAAAAAUGAUCUUAGCUCCUUGGUGUGAUGAGGAGGCAGUUGAAGCAGAUGUCAAAGCAAGGACAAAGGGUGAGAUGGGUGCAGCUAAGACUCUCUGUAGUCCCUUUGAUCAGCCAGAACUCCCAGAAGGCACCAAGUGCUUUGCGUCAGGAAAGCCUGCAACAAAGUGGUCGUACUGGGGCAGAAGUUACUAGAUUACUGGAGCUAUAUCGGUAUUAAUGGUGCCUUGUCUGGAUUUGUGGUCAUACAAAUAUUCUUUUUCGUUUGCUUGAAUAUCUUCUUUUUCGACUGAUAGUUUUACUUUAAUUUUAUAUGGUACAAUUUUUAUUUUAGUUUAAAGCUGGGUAGCCGUCCAA